Messenger RNA from Nymphaea colorata (pocket water lily), 2574 nucleotides. RefSeq names its product long-chain-alcohol oxidase FAO1-like. NCBI's taxonomy places the organism in Eukaryota, Viridiplantae, Streptophyta, Magnoliopsida, Nymphaeales, Nymphaeaceae. Gene Ontology annotation, molecular function: long-chain-alcohol oxidase activity; flavin adenine dinucleotide binding. The record is from RefSeq and is a predicted model, not a curated record. The coding region runs from base 135 to 2405 and encodes 756 amino acids. The transcript is spliced from 3 exons.
GGGGCGAUUGAUCAGCUCCUUGUUGUGUUUAUCCACUACCAAAUGCCAAUCAUCCUCUUAUAAAUAAGCGUUGCAUCUUCAUUGGCAUCAUCAUCUCAGUUCAUUCAGAGAAAGAGAGAAGAUAGAAGAAAGAGAUGGCCGGAAACGACGAGGCACAGGAAAGCCGCCACCAUCCGCUGCUCAUGGGAGGAGGGAGGCGGAGGAAGUACGGCCACGGCUACUCCAACCGCCAGAUGGAGUGCCUCUCAGCCAUCUGCGGCACCUUUAUCGGCCCGACGCCGCUGGCAGCACCCUACGUACUCGGCAAGGGCGACCUCCCCAACAAGCAUGUGCGAGAGUUCUACGAGGCCUCCGGCUCGGAGAACGGCAUCCCUGAAGAGGUAGGGGAGCUGAUGGUGAGGAGGCUGCCGAAGGAGGCGGUGCUGCUGGUGUGGUGGGUGCUGUGGGCGCUGUCGACGAGGUUGGGGACGGUGGUACUGUGUGGGAGGGCAAGCCUCUGCUGGGACUUUCCCUUCGUCAGGAGGUUCGCGGAGAUGAAGCAGGAGGAGAGGGAGAAGGUGCUGGUGAGGUGGUCCACUAUGCGCGGCCUCCUUUGCCUCUUCAGGCUGGCCUUCGCCAUAUUCAAAGUCUUCUCUCUCUACGUCUUCUACUCCCAGGUUGAUGAAAGCAUGAAGAAUCCAUCAUGGAAGGCAAUUGGCUAUGAUGUCAACCAAAAAAGAGGGGAACCCAAAAGAGAGAGGCCAUUGGUCAAGGGAAUCAUCGACGUUGAAGCUAAAGUUAGCCGCCGCUUACUGGAUGAUCUCGCCUGGCAUGGCCUCAGCGUUUCUGCAGAAAAUUCAAGACGAAACCUCUAUACUGUUGACUGUGAUGCAGUGGUGGUGGGUUCUGGUUGUGGAGGUGGAGUGGCUGCUGCCACCUUGGCAAAGGCCGGCCACAAAGUUGUGGUGGUGGAAAAAGGGGGCUACUUCUGGGGUGAUGACUACUCCUCACUGGAGGGCCCUUCCUUGGACCAACUGUACCAGAAGGGUGCCAAAUUGACCACAAUGGACAUGAAAAUAAACAUCAUGGCUGGUUCAACAGUUGGUGGUGGGUCAGCCAUCAAUUGGGCAGCAUCAAUCAGGACACCUGACUCGGUGCUGAGUGAAUGGGCCACAUCUCAUGGACUUCCACUCUUUGGCAGUCAGAAGUACCAGGAGGCAAUGAAUGCAGUUUGUGAAAGGUUGGGCGUUGUGGAUGGGUGCACAGAGGAAGGGUUUCAGAACAAGGUUUUGAGAGCUGGGUGCGAGGCACUUGGGCUGCAAUGUGAUACUGUGCCCACAAAUUCAUCAGAGGGCCACUUUUGUGGGUCGUGCGGCUAUGGUUGUCCGACGGGAGAAAAAAAGGGAACUGACUCUACCUGGUUGGUUGAUGCAGUGAAUUGUGGUGCAGUGAUCUUGACUCGAGUUAAAGCAGAGAAGUUUGUGUUUGAAGGUAAAAAGGGGACAGGCAGGAAGUGUUUGGGAGUUCUGGUUACUGCAUGCGGCUCCAAGAGCUCAAAUUCUCCAAUUAAAUUGUUCAUUAGAUCCAAACUGAGUGUUUCUGCAUGUGGGGCGUUGAUGACACCACCCUUGCUCAUCUCUAGUGGGCUGAAGAACCCAAACAUAGGGAAGAAUUUGCACCUGCACCCGGUUCUAUUGGCAUGGGGAUACUUCCCUGAAUCUGAUUCAAGCAUCAAAGGCAAGGUAUAUGAAGGCGGGAUAAUCACUACCAUACACAAGAUUCUGGCAGAAAAUAACAGCCCGAGGGUGAUUAUAGAGUCGCCCUCAAUGGGGCCAGCAACGUAUGCUGCGUUAACUCCUUGGCUUUCUAACUCAGACAUGAAGGAGAGGAUGUUGAGAUAUUCCAGGACCGUGCACCUGUUUGCACUCGUUAGGGAUGUAGGUUCUGGUGAGGUGAAGGUGGAGGAGCGGAUCAAUUACAGGUUGAGCAAUGUGGACAAGGAGAGUUUGAGGGAUGGAUUGAGGAGAGUGCUGAGGAUCUUGGUGGCAGCAGGGGCCACCGAAGUUGGGACAACACAGAGUGAUGGACAGAGGAUCAAGGCGAAAGGCAUUAAAAAGGAAGAUUUGGAGGAGUUUCUGAAUGGGGUGGUAGCAGGAGAAGGGAUAGUUUCAGGCUCUGAACGGUGGACCAUGUACUCCUCUGCUCACCAGAUGGGUAGCUGCAGAAUGGGUGUCAAUGAGGCGGCAGGCGCGGUUGAUGAGAAUGGGCAGAGUUGGGAGGCAGAGGGACUGUUCGUUUGUGAUGGCAGUCUAGUUCCGUCUGCCAUUGGCGUCAAUCCCAUGAUCACCAUUCAGUCUGUGGCUUAUUGUGUCUCCAAUAGAAUGGUAGAGUUUUUGCGUCGUAGGAAAAGCAUAGAGACAGCAUGAGACAGCUGAUUAGUAAAUACAUAAAAAUUACACGUUAUGCAUCAUUUUGUUGCAUUUUCUUUGUCCUUAAAGAAUGACCGCAGCCAUGUAUCUGUGUAUGUGUCCAUUCAUCGAUAUACAUGCGCUCAAGUUAUCUGAGCAUAAAAUUAUUUUCAGCUCAAAAGUGAAG